AUGACGACUCUUCUACGAGUGUUACUCGUGUGCCACGUGGCACUUGCUUCUGCCCGUCUCGUCAUUCUCCCGAAUGAUGCUGAUGGUGAGGAUACUGUAACAGUGAUCACAGUCUUUCAAUGAGAAGGAUUCCAGAGGAGUGGUGUACCAGAGCUGGCUGCUCUGACAAUGAAAUGUGCGUGCUGGAUUCGGAUAAGAAUGAGGUCAAGUGUAUGGAUCAAUCUGAACUGUUAGUAUCUUGACCUAUUUGGCAUUUUACUAUAAGCUUUCAUACCUUUUCAGGACCCACUUUGUCAAGAACCACGGUAGCCAACACUCGGAUCACCGCGCUGUAAGUUCGCCUGAUUUAUUGUAUCGUUUCGUAUGUAGUGAGUGAUAUGGGCAAACUUCAAAGGAAACCUUCCGAAGUUAACAUAAAUCAAGCUAAACCAACAAACAAAGAAGAAACCACUUCUUUCGAUGACUUCUUCUUAUUCAUCUUAUUCCUGUGUCGUUUUCUGUGCGGUUGGUCGCAAUUCAGUCGUAAAUCACACUGGAAGAAGACGAAGACGACGAUCUUUUUUACGGCGGCCUAAAAAGCGUGUCGUCGCCAACGUCACCGAUGAAUACCGGAUUCAUUUUUGAUGAUCUUGACUUUUUCCAGCAUGUUCCGGAGCAAAAGAAGGACAAGCCAGCUCACUCCAGCCUUCGUAAGUUUGAGAUGGACUAUGCAGAAAACCCGGGAAAUGCAGAAAACCAAGACGCUAAAAAUUUUGAAAAUUCAUUCGAAAGUGAAGAGAAAUAAGACCCGUACAAUGGAAAACAACGGGAAAACGAGGAAGAGAUCAAAACUUGAGCCAAAUAAUCAGGUAGUUUACAGACUGCUCGAGAAACGAACUGAUGCGGAUGGGAGGACGUCUCGCCAAGUGGUUCAAGGAUGUCCAUUCCGUGGUCGCCGGAGUCGAGCACACUUUGAAACGUGAGUUGAUCAUUAUAUCACUGCGGGAAUCUCUCGAGCAGACAUUUUGAUGGCUUCCUGAAAACAGUGUUCAUCUGUCUUGUUUCCAAUUUCUGAUGUAGAUGCGAAACGAGAAAGGAACCGAGUGGAAAUGAAGCGUGAAAUUGCUUCUUCGCCUUCUCGGCCGUGCCGUUUAGCCCGUUUAAUGGUCGUAACGGAGGUGUAUCUACUGUUUUGUUCAAAAUUUGGGGGAAUAGAAAUAGACUUACUUGAUAGGUGGGAGGUGGUUGCGAUGGAAUUACAAAGUACGGAGGUGGCAGGGUUCCACACUCGAGAUCACGAAGCUGUUCAUCUUCUGGCUUCGUCGGAGGGUUAUUCAACUUGAACUUUCUCAUGUGUCUAGAAAUAGAAUAGUUAGAUUACUGUGGAAGAGAAGCGUAGGCGUGACCUACUCCGGAUAGAUAUUCGCUCACCUGGCUAGGAAAAAGAGGAAAAGAAAGAAGAGCACACUGGCGGCGGCUCCGUUGGCCAUCGACUGUCGAUACAUGUUUCUCUAUAACUCAAUGAAUACGUAUUGUCAAACUGGAAUGCAGACGACAAUAGAAAACGAAAGAAAAGAGGCAAAUUGGGCGAUAACAUUGGGAGGAGACAAAGAAGGUUAAGGGAGAGGUCUAAUGUGAGUGAGAAGGAGGCGGAAGGAGGCAAAUAGAUCCGAACGUAUGAUAGCUUUGAGAUUGACUUUUUUAAUGGAAUCUGCUAGACGAUGCGGAAAAUUGAAGGAGAUUGAUCAAUUUUGAAGAGGUGUAUGGGAGAGAAAACAAAAAGAGAGGCGCUACUGAUAGGUGUCUGUUUGUUUAAAGAGAGAGAAAGUUUGAAAAAUAUCUGGAUUAUGUUUGUGUUUCUCACGGUCUCACGACUAUCGAGGACUUUUAGUAUAUAGUACUUAUCAUCAAAAUAAGAGAAUAUCAAAGAGAAAUGAAUGAAGGUAGAGAUCGCCUCCGUCUCAGCAGGAGACCGCCCAUUUCGGGGCGGACAAGACGAAAAGAAGACGAAGAAGACGCGUGCUGCGUUUGAGUAAUGGGACAAGACGGUAUACACAGGAAAAGGGAAAAGCGUCUUGAAAAAUAUGGGAAUGCCGGAGGGGAAGCAUUCGAAAAGUAAUAUGGGAGUCAGCGGAAUGACUCAGUCGGCGAUGCCUGUCUAUAUUUCAUGAGUUCGCCUACUUUUCAGUGCAUUCCGUGCCGUGCCGUCCUGACGUCGCCUGGAUGUUCGGGCAGUGGGAUGGAAACAGCGACGGACUGCUCUCGAAGGUUGUUUAGUUUCAAAUGCACUUAACUCUUUUAAGGUACACGUUUAGAGCGAGUUGAGACCGAUCGAGAGAGGAGGAAAUGAGCCAUGCGUCGAGGAAUUCAUCGACAUCUGCGGUAAGUUGAAUUUGGAGGUUUUCUAAGUUUAUUGAUUUACUUCCAGAUGACAUGGUCGUAGAUGGAUCCAUCUCCGUUGACGAGUGGUGCGACUGCUUCUCCUUCUCCGAUGACCUGAGACACGAGCCGCCAUGCCACAAAGCUAAGCACGAAGUCGACCCACAUCUUCUUGGUGAGUGCUCUUAGAUACAAUUCGUGUACUAUAGGAAAAUACGCUUUUUCUGUUUAUUAACAUAUCUCGGCUCGUAGUGGUCCGAUUUUGACCGCUAAACCUGGAGGGAAUGUAUUGGAGGAAAUGUAUCUCACAGCGAACCGGCGGUUCGCUAGUCUUCUUGGUGAGUGCUCUUUGAUACAAUUCGUGUACUAUAGGAACAACACUGAAUUUAUAUUUAUUUACUCUCAAGGCAGUGACAAAAAUUUUGAAAUUCGAAAACAAAAAUGACAAGUCGAAUUAGGAUAAUUCUCAUUGCGCGGUUUGCGCCCCGGUUGUUGACAGUAUCUCGCUGUUCAUCUGUAGAAGUUUGAGGCGUGAAUGUUGCAUAAUUACGAUGGACGAUGGACAAGAUAAUAAGCCAUUCCGGAGAAGAAAUUCAUGUAGAAACUCUGCGUGGCUUUUGAAAAGUCCAUGGCAUUUCAGGAGUGUUCCUGCCACGUUGCGACCUCGAGGGAUUCUACAAACCGGAGCAAUGCCACGAGGGACACUGCUGGUGUGUGGAUCGUUACGGACGCGAAUUCGACAAGUCCAGAGUGUCCAACUCUCUUCCAGACUGCGGACAAUACGGUAGGUUUUAGGUUCUCGCCCACUCCAAAAAUUGGUAUUCUAAUUUCAGCUUCGGACCUGACCGAGGAAGACGUCGUCUUCCUUAAGGCUAGAAUGUGA
Molecule: messenger RNA, 3241 nt
Organism: Caenorhabditis sp. 36 PRJEB53466
Lineage: Eukaryota; Metazoa; Nematoda; Chromadorea; Rhabditida; Rhabditidae
Source: the annotation of a GenBank genome assembly